AGCAUUGUUGCUUUGGUAUUUAGCUCAAUUUUGAAUUGAGCCAAUAUAAGGUGUAAGAAUUUUUUGCAUCCGGCCAGACCCGCACAUCGCAGUAGUAGCCAGACGAGCAGGCCGACGGCGAGCGGGGCGGUGAUGGCGCGUGCGGAACAGGAAUCGCUGGCUGCGCCGCUGCUGGAGCCGACCGCGACGGCGAGGCAGCGCGUCCCGUUCGUGGAGGUGCGGCUGUACCGGCGGGGCGCCGGUCCGGUGGCGAUCUUCCGGUCGGACCUGUCGGGCCCUCGGCGGGACCGCCUCGACGUGCGCCGCAUCCAGGCCAGCCACGGCCUCCGGGCGCUGUUCGCCUUCAGGUCCGAGGGCCCCCGCCGCGGGCGGGGCCUCCGGAUCAGGUGCGACCCGGCCGCCGGCUACUCCGCGCUGCCGUUCCGCGACGGCGCCGCCAUCGCCCUCGACGGUGAGCCCAGGGAGUCGUGGACGAAGCCGGUGUCGGUGAUCGUCGCCGGCCUGCUGGUGCCCGCCGUGAUGGCGGCGGUUGCGGUCAACGGGAUGCCGGAACCGCUGCGGUCGUCGAGGCUGGUCAACGGGAUCUUCCCGCCGUGGAUCCUCGUCAGCGCGGUCAUCAUCUUCGCUCGCGCCAGGACGCGGCCGAGGGCUCCAUGAGUCGAAUCUCUCUAGAGAGCACACCAGUUUCUUUCCCAUAUAUAUCAGCAUGUAAGAAUUCAGGAGUUUGUUUGUGAUGUACUCCUCCGUAGUAGCAUUGACGAUUCCAACUAUCCUCGGAUUUUGUUUGGAUUCACAAGCGACUGCACCAGACAGAUGCUGUCAAUCUGUUCGCUGGUCUAAAAAUCGCUAAAAUUACUGUUAGCUGAUUUAUUAUAAGAAAAAAAUACUACUGGCCGGUAGAAAAAAUACGGUUGAUAAAGACAAGCGAACGGGUUUGGCAGAUCUAGAAAAUUCUAUUUAUUUAUUAGUAUAUUCUUCUAACAUAGGA
Sorghum bicolor (sorghum) is the source of this 988-nucleotide messenger RNA. RefSeq lists its product as uncharacterized. The record is from RefSeq and is a predicted model, not a curated record. The transcript is spliced from 2 exons. The coding region runs from base 133 to 657 and encodes 174 amino acids. Lineage: Eukaryota; Viridiplantae; Streptophyta; Magnoliopsida; Poales; Poaceae.